CAUUUCCCUGGGGGUGCUGAGAGGGUGGCCUUUCUAAUCUCCUUUUUCACUGGUGACGCCAAGGACUGGGCCGUCUCAGUCACCCAGGAAGGAAGCCCCCUGCAUGCCAACUUCCCGCGCUUCCUGGAUGAAAUCCGUAAGAAAUUCUGUGGCCCCAUCCCCCAAAGUGUGGCGAAAAAGGCCAUCCGCAAGCUUAAGCAGGGAGACUGUACCCUCGGCAGCUAUGCAGAUGCUUUUCAGUUCCUGGCCCAAUUCUUGUCUUGGGAUGACUGCCGCCUUCAAAACCAGUUCCUCAAAGGCCUGUCAGAAUUCUUCCGCAAGGAGCUCUUGUGGUCAACUGAAAUGGCUGACCUGGACGAGCUGAUUCUUGAAUGUGUGGAGAUAGAAAGAAAAGUGCGUGUCCCCAAGCCAAUCCCGCUCCCUGGGGUUCGCAAUGUCUUCUUCCCUUUUGCUGCAGACCCUAAUGUCGAAGGCAGUGGAGAAGAAGAGCGCUACAGUGAGGAUGAAGAUGCAGAGGUGCGCAGGCGCAGGCUGCUCGACCAGGACCAGCGGAGGCGUGUGAGAGCUAUUCAGCAAGAGAUGAGGGAGCAGGAGGAGAAGAGGAAAAAGGAGGAAGAGAUGAGGAAGGAGGAGGAGAUGAAACAGAAACAGGAGGACGACGACGAUGAGGACGAGAUAGUCGUGGUGGAUGACGUGGACGAGGAAGAGGAAGAAAUGAGGAAGAAGAAUGAGGGUGAGAAGGAUGAGGGCCAGGAACCAGGGCAGGAGCCAGAGCAGGAGCCAGAACAGGAGGAGGAGACGGAGGAUGAGGCCCAGGAUGAUGACCUAGAUGAGUUCAUGGACGUAGAGCCGACCUUUGCCAAUGCUUCAUCCCAGACUUCUGGCUACUAUCAUGAAAAUUUCCUAGAUACGUCGCCUCCCAUAAUACAGCCCAGCAGACGGAGGAACCAAAAUCGAGUCCCACUGCUGGAGGGCCUUCCAGGUACCAAUUCGCCCUUCUACAGUUCACCACCACUGAUUCGCCGGGCAGGUCGGUUGGGACAACGCCAAACUAGAAGACGGCCCCCGGUGCUAUUCCGCCUCACUCCAAGACAGGGGGGCCACCGGGCUGCACGUGGCCGAAUUCGAGUGUGAGUGCUGGGGCAAGAUAGCCACCCAGAACACACCCUUCCACUGCAUCCCCUGCCCCUGCUAUUGCUGCCACACCUGCCCCAUUUUCUGACCAGUACUUAAGGGAGUUCCAGACCUGAAGAACCUAAAGAAGACCUGUAGAACUCGAGACCAUCUUGCAGCCAUGACCACCUAGGAAAGGAGGAGUCAGCAACAGCUAUCCUCUUGACUGUGCACUCUGAUCAGUCCUGCCACAAGCUAGCCAGCAGGUUUCUGGGCCCAUUCCCAUAAAUAAACUGGUCACCCCCUCAUAUUUCCCCUCUAGUUGUUCCUAACCCUGUGUUUUAUGGUUUUAUCAACUUUGACUGGCUCACCAGGACUUCACCCAAUGCCUCACUGAUCUGCCCCAAUGAGUGAAAGGAUGGGCCACACUGAACUCCUAAUGCCACUGAGGCCACUUGAUAGAUACAAUCUACAGAGAGCAGGAUGGGAUCAAGAAAUGUGCCUAGAAGCCUACACUUGCUUCAACCUCCAGCAGAAGGACCCCAAAGUGGAUCCUAUAUAUAUAGUGCAGUAAGGGUGGGCAAAGCCACAUGUCAAAUGGACAUUUCACUGAGGUUUGUCCUUGACUAACUGAGCAAGCUAGUUCACCCUUCCCACAGACUACUGUGUCAGGGUCCUGGACCAGCUCACCAAAUCUGGGGCCCUCCCUUCUUACCAUACUGCCCUCCCAGGCAUCCACGGUGGACAGAACCCAGCAUUAUUCCUUUCUUUGAUGUUGCCUGGAAGAUGGGGGAGGAGGAGGAGGAGGAGGAAAAAGGAGCAACAACUCUGACAUUGUGAAGAGUGACUCUUUCCUUAGGGAUGGUCUCCUCCCUAGGCAAGUCUUGGAAUGCAGCCCCCAGCCAAAGGUCUUUGCAGGAGACUUGCCAUCCUUGGGGGUUCACAAGAGGCCUAACUGGCCUUUUCUUCCCAGACCAACACGGAGAGAGAGGGCCCAAGGCCUGCUCUUUAACUUCAAUUUAAAGGAUUCCUUCGUUCUCAGAAGAGAGAGGAAGUUUCUCUCUACAGAGACUGCAGCCUGGCAGCCAGGCCAUCCUCAAGUCUCUCACAUGAGGGGCAAGCCAUGGCCUGAUGCUGUGCUUCAAUUAGAUGGUAAGGCUGGAGAAGGUGACUGCCUCCUAGUAACUCCUGGGACUUCUGGGUACAAACCUAGGGACCUUUAUAAAGAAUCCUGCUGCUUGCCAUGGGUCCAGAAAACAUUGCUUCUGCAGUGGAAAGGACACACUGUGUCACUGGCCACAGAAUGCCAGCCAGAUCCACUGCUGGCCUGAACUGCCCUCAACACUGAGCUUCCUGCACAGUGCCUGGCAGCUGGGCAAGUGCAGCCAAAUUGUCUGUAGCCAGAGGGAAGAAAGCACAGUAAAUCAAGCCUCUGUGCCUCACUGGAGUCUGGCAGAUAACCUCAGCCAAGCCUUAGGAUUUUGACCCUGGAAGCAAGAGGAAGGUGCUGGAGGAAGAGGAGUCACAAAGAAACCCAGUCUGCUGGUUGGUUGACGGUGAGGUCUGAAUUCCUCAGUGGAAGCUAUUUCCUCAGGAGAGAGUUCCAGAAGGGGAACUGCUGUUCUUCGAGGCUAUGGACCUUGUUUGCUGAUGGUUGACACACUGGCCCUGCUCCCCACGUCCCUGCUGGAGAAGUGCAAUGGACAGGUGCCUUGCAGCCCCACUUCCAGGGACCCCUCAGCACAGGCCCUGCCUGUUUCUGUGGUGCUUCUCACUCUGAGACCUUGUAGCCUCAGCCAGGGAAGGAGUAGGUGGGCAGUGAGCUGGUUCCUGGCCCUCUAGUGGCAAGGGGGCCUGGGUUUCCCUUUGACCCUCUUCCCCCCUUUCCCAGAUCUUCAGUAUUUGUUGUGAUGUAACAGCCACAAGAGCUGUAAGAAGAACUAUGGGCUUUGGGCACUUUCUUGGGUUGAAAGAGG
Molecule: messenger RNA, 3089 nt
Organism: Miniopterus natalensis
Lineage: Eukaryota; Metazoa; Chordata; Mammalia; Chiroptera; Miniopteridae
Gene: RTL5
Product: retrotransposon Gag like 5
Source: RefSeq, a predicted model, not a curated record